AUGAAAUUAGGCCAAUUAAUAAUAUUAUCGUCUAUAUUGUUAGGGACUACCGUGUCCUUAGAUAAUGGAGGAAGUCAGGGAAGUGCCGCAGGGUUGGAGAAGAGUAGUGGUCUUGAAAUAUCUAAUCUUGACAUGAAAAGUGGGAAGGGAGCAGCAAAUAUUGGAGUGAAGGAGAUUGAAGAAAAUGAUAAUAACCCUACACCAAUAGAUGCUAAGAGGCCGUUAGAUCCGCCAGUUGGGGAUGAACAAGAGGGAACUGGAGAAGAGAAUCCAUCGUACAAUUCAUUUUUGAUGUCCAUUUCGAUGAUUAUAGUCUCUGAAAUCGGUGACAAAACGUUUUUAAUUGCUGCUUUGAUGGCAAUGAGAAAUUCAAGAUUCAUUGUAUUCUCAGCUGCCUUUUCGUCCUUAGCCGUUAUGACUGUAUUAUCAGGUAUCGUGGGCCAUGCAUUGCCUGCAUUAAUUUCCCAAAGACUCACUCAAUUUUUAGCGUCCAUAUUAUUUAUUGUAUUUGGGCUUAAAUUGCUCAAGGAAGGCUUGGAGAUGUCCAAGGAGCUAGGUGUUGAGGAAGAGUUGGCAGAAGUUGAAGAAGAAAUUGCGUCGAACAAUUUGAAUAACGAAAUGGAAAAUAUGGAAGGCGGCUCUUCCAAUAAGUUUACAGCUAAGAGCCAAAAUAAAAAGUGGUACGUUGAAUUUGGUGACCAAAUUAGAAAUUUAGCCUCAUUUGUAUUAUCACCAGUUUGGAUUCAGGUAUUUGUGAUGACAUUCUUAGGCGAAUGGGGUGAUAGAUCACAAAUCGCUACUAUAGCUAUGGCAGCGGGUUCGGACUACUGGUAUGUUAUUUUAGGUGCCAUUAUCGGUCAUGGUGUUUGUACUGCUGCAGCAUGCGUUGGUGGAAAGUUAUUAGCUACAAGAAUUUCAAUGAGAAACGUUACAUUAGGGGGAGCCAUUGCAUUCUUUGUUUUUGCUAUCUUAUACUUUUACGAUGCACUUUAUAACACUGAAGCGUAA
This is a messenger RNA of Debaryomyces hansenii CBS767, 1008 nucleotides long. It is a transcript of the gene GDT1, whose product is annotated as putative ribosome biosynthesis protein. The transcript has a single exon. The coding region runs from base 1 to 1008 and encodes 335 amino acids. Gene Ontology annotation, biological process: manganese ion transmembrane transport; Golgi calcium ion transport; Golgi calcium ion homeostasis. Gene Ontology annotation, cellular component: Golgi apparatus; fungal-type vacuole membrane. The record is from RefSeq and is a predicted model, not a curated record. Lineage: Eukaryota; Fungi; Ascomycota; Pichiomycetes; Serinales; Debaryomycetaceae. Gene Ontology annotation, molecular function: calcium ion transmembrane transporter activity; manganese ion transmembrane transporter activity.